Recurvomyces mirabilis is the source of this 1332-nucleotide messenger RNA. RefSeq lists its product as uncharacterized. The transcript has 2 exons. Lineage: Eukaryota; Fungi; Ascomycota; Dothideomycetes; Mycosphaerellales; Teratosphaeriaceae. The record is from RefSeq and is a predicted model, not a curated record. Bases 1 to 1332 code for a protein of 443 amino acids.
AUGGCCACCGACACUUCGACACCAGCCGUCAUUUCCCCGAUCAAUACGUUGUCCAGCGCGAAAUCAGGACUCACUGUCACCACAUCCUCUGUACCUGUUACCACUUCAGUCGGAUUACAGGUCCCCGGCACCGACGAAACCUCACAGGCCAAUGGAACCUCACAGACAAGUACAUAUACAUCAUCGAGCAUAGACACCGGCGCACGUAGUUCUAAACCGUCAGGCAUGACCGGCGAUGAAGCAACCUCUGUGAGCAUCGUUGGAAUCACAUCUUCGGCAGCUAGUCUGAGCAGCUCGAGUGCGAUAGCUGAUUCAACUUCAACUGCUGCGAGUGCAUUCACUACUGGCAUAUCCGCGACACCGCACCCACAUAGCUCCAUAAGUGUCGGUGGCCUUGCUGGGGCCAUAAUUGGCGCCGCUAUCCUAGCAUCCAUACUAACAUUCCUUAUUACCUUCUGUUGCAUGCGACGUGAUAUUCAUCGAAAAGAGCACACCCAAGCCAAAUCUAGGCGAAGGUCACGGAGAUCAUCACACACGACUGCAGCCGGCGGUGCUGGUGAGAAAGCUCUGGUGUCCGGAACUUCAUGGGAGCGCCACCUGCCGCAAGUCGCCGACGACAGACAAGUCCAUAUGGCCGUGAAGACUAUUUUCGACCAGUUGCAAGCGCACGUGGAAAAUUUCUACGCCCCUAUAGAUUCUCAGAUCCCUCAAGAUGUUGCCGACCACCUCUCGGCUAUUCAGACGCCAUUCCUCCAAGGCUCCGUCACCAGUGUACUAGCAACGUCUAGGUAUCAGCUCACUGUGAUGAAGCAUUGUCUGUCGUAUCUAGUGGCAGCGAAUCUCACGACCGGAGGUGAGGACAGCAUCCUUCCUAAUGCAUAUACAGCUUUGGAGCUGGAUGAGACGCGGACCAAAGAUAACAGCAACCAGGUAGUCGCUCAACGUGAAGCAUACAGCAAGUGGCGCAUACUCACCGCGCACCUGCAUGCGCAAUCAGCCGCAACGACGGAGGAGAUAGCGCAAAAAGAUCAAAGGAUAUCGAUCAUGGUGAAGUCUUUCUCUGACGCCGUUCACUUUUGGCUGCGUAAGUCUGAGGAAAGUGCUGCUGCUCGAGAGCAUCUGACACAGAUUAUCCGACAAGCGGCGCCAGCGGCUGCUAUGAUUUUCGCGCAGCCAUCGGCUUACGCUUAUAGCUGGGCCGUCGUAAUGAGCCGUAUCAAGAACGAACGUGGACUUGUAGUUUCGCCAGCGCUUGAAAAGGUUGCGGAUGGUGAUGGCCAUGCUUUGAGGCAAGCACAGACGAUAGUCGCAGCGAUCACAGAACCGUUGUAA